Seminavis robusta is the source of this 3999-nucleotide messenger RNA. The record is from the annotation of a GenBank genome assembly. Lineage: Eukaryota; Bacillariophyta; Bacillariophyceae; Naviculales; Naviculaceae.
AUGUCACUGGAAGCCACCUGGGACUUGGCGGCAUCGUCACAGCCCCGAUCUUUUUGUGUGUACACUCCGCCUGACGAUACCGCUGCGUCGAUCUAUGGCGGCAGCAAGGCCGCGACGAAUCCGUUUGAAGUGGCGGCGUCUCAUCCUUCCGAAGAGCAAACAGCACAAGCCAUUGUGGUGGGCACGGAACGAGGAUCACUGCAUUACCGAACGUAUGCUCCUGCUCCUCUUGUGGGAUUGACCAAGGGAGCGAAACAGCAGCAGCAGCAACAACAACAACAAGCGCAGCAGCAACGCCGUGGCCAGCAUGGACCUCAUAAAGUCCAAGUCGCAUUGGGAAUGAACCAAAAUAUGCCACAGUUGCCAAGAACCUAUUAUCCAGUUGAUUUUUCGGGAUUAGCAGGGGGUGUCGUGGCGGUAGUAGGUGUACCGCCGUAUCUAUUCUUGGUUUUGAUUGACGAUCAUCGAGGCAACAGUGCGGCUCAUCCAGGAGCAUUUGGUGCGCAUUGGAUGACACUCUCGCAAGGGCGAUUUGGAGUUUGGCAACCACCCACCAACUCCAACAUGAAAUUCCCAUUGCCACGCAUGUCCUGUGCGGUGCACCAUCCCCAUUGUGGCAUUGUGUACGCGGCUGGACGGCAGCUGGGACAAGUGGCGGUCCCGGACUUGUCGUCGAAUUCGUCAAACGCGUCUCGCUCGCGGCCUCCUCGCACUCCAACUACUACUGGCAGUAGCAACAAUUUUCGAAUCCGAUUUGCGCAUGUCACAUUGCCGGCUCCGGGAGCGCGAUCCGGACCCGAUGCCAUGGCAAUUAGUGGAAAUGGCAGCGUCGUCGUGGUGGCCGUGGGAAACGUUUUUGUCGCCGUGGCGGGGAGUCGUCGGACCACUGCGGGGUUCAUGGAAGAAGAUGGCGGAGCCUUCUCCACGGCUGCUGCCGCCGGAAAUGCUCCUGGGAAUAUCAGCACCACCAAAUUGAUAUCCUUUGCACAAUCCUCACAGGUACAUCCAGUCUUGUGUUUGGAUGUCAGGGAUCCUUCCAUGCAGGAUCCCGAUUGGUCUUGUUGGUUUCUCGCCAGCAGUCGAACCUGCUCCGUGGUGGAUUUCUACAAUGGACCUCCACCUCGACUCUCCUCGAGUAGCCCUCGGGGAGAUGUUGUCACCCUCGCUAGUCCCAUCUUGGCGGCCGCCUCUUCAUGGCCUUGGCUGGUUGUAUUGACCAGCGAUGGCUUGCUGAGUGUUCGAUCACCGUCCUGUCUGGCAAUUGCCUUGAGGACCGUGGAGGUAGGAACGCGACCCAACGAUUACUUUUCUCUGCGGACACUGCAGGUGGAUGCCCAAAAAACUUGGAUUGUGGCCAUCUCCUACGCUGGACAAGCCAAGGUUUUGCAUUGUCAGCCGGAUUCGGCACAAGAUUUGGCCGAUCGGUUCAUGCGAUUGGCGAUUGAUGCGCUUGGAGCCAAUGGGUUUCCACGGGCGGCAUUGGCAGAAGCGGUUCAUGCCUCGUUUACGGCUACCAGUUAUGUGGGACCAGAACCAACCCCGCAUUCGCGCUACUUGUUCAAACACUAUCUGGAGGCCAUCUUGGGAUUGAUGGAUUUGGAAUCUGGAGCAACCACAAGUUGGCCUACGCAACAAUCGUCGGCUCCGGGUGGUAACAAUAGUGGUACGGCCAGAACCGGCAACAACCGAGCGGGGGAAGCUGCGCAGCAUCAAGGUGCGUUUGGAGAAGCUCAUCCUUCUGCAACCGCAUCUACGCAACAAAUUAGUACUGCAUCCCGUCGUUGGCAAGGACGAUUGCCCGCGGUUGUGUCGGCGUCGUCUCCACCGUCCCUCUUGACUGGGACAGCACUCUUGUGCUUGGUAUGUGCGUACAUGCAACCACCUCAAGCAUCAUUGGCCAAUCGAGCGGCAAAGGCGUGCGCAAGCCAGUUGGGGAUGAUUGUAGCACCGCAUCAGCUGGAAUCCGAUGGAGCUGUCCAGGUGUGCGAUAGUGUGGCGGAGACCUUGCUUCAGGAAAGUCUCCACAUGGGAGAGUUUUCGCUCCGCGCUUCUCCGAAACCUAUUGUAUCAUCUUCGUCGGCGGCGGCACGAGGAGCUGUUCCCAUGGAGUUUGUCGAGGCUUCUGUUUGGUUGUUGCGCUCUUGUGGAAAGCACGAGCGAGCCAUGCAGAUUUUAUAUGAACGCAUGCAACAUCAACAGCAAUCUUCCAGCGGCAGUAGUUCCAGUCAGCUAGGUUGGUCCCAAAUCAAAUAUGAUUCCUACACGGCAACGCACUUGAGCGAGCUUUGGGGAUCUGGUCGCGACGAAGGCUGCAAGCUUGUCUUACAGUCAGCAGCCACUCGUCGUUUGUUGGAGCACAACCCUCGUCUCGGCUUGAGCGCCUUUACAGCCUUGCAUCCACAAAACCCGGCACAAUGGAAAGCCCUCAAUGCCAAUGAUGAUCCUUUGGCACACCCGACCUAUCCAAGGCAAGUCUUGCAGCUUCUACAAUCCAUACAACCAGUGAUUCCCUACGGCUCCGCUAGAAAAGAUCGGCUGGUGUCGACAAACCCUUCGUUAUUGUCCGAUGGGGAUGUGACUCCCAAAUCGACACUGGACGAAGAUGAUGGAGGUGAUGUAGGGCUGACAAUCUUGCCACUGGAAUCGGGCCGUGCUCUAGCUGUGACAUUCUUGGAGUCUGCACUCGGCAUUGCGACUGGCCGGCCUUCAGAGGAGGACGAAUUUGAUUCUCUGCCCAUGGAGGAUGGAUUCGUCGAACGGGUGGCUGAUUUUCACGACGAAUUGGCGUUCUUGCUUCUGGAAGGAGUGAUUGCCGAACGAGGUGAUGGCAAUGACCCAGCCGAUAGCAAGACCAACGACGACGAUGACAAUGCUAUGGGUCGCAUCUUCCGACGAAAGUUGCGGCGUCUGUUGCGAUGGCCGCUGUGCAAAGUUCGGUCUGACCGCUUCUUGUCUGCACUGCCUCCCUCCUUCCUACAGGAGCGAGCCUUUGUCCUGGGCAACGUCGGCCGGCACAAGGAUGCUUUGACAAUCUUGUUUCGGGACUUGAAACGCAUGGAUCUAGCACUCGAAUAUUGUGAUGUUCGUCAUGAGCAGAUCCAGGCCAAAAGAGAACGCGAGAAGGCUCGUCGGCAGCAACAAGGUGGAGGUUUCUUUGACGAUUUGGUGAUCUCGGAGCAAGAGCAACGGUAUCUGGAGCCAGGCGCUACCACAGAUUGUGCUUACGUUCCGUUGGUGCAAGUGGCACUAGAAUCAUCCGAGACACCUGAGAAAGGCACGGCUUCCGCCAUUCAAAUUUUGGCGCUUCGUCGAAGCGUGAUGGACUGGGGAGCAGCGUUGCGACUUCUGCCCAAGGACGUACCCGUGUCAGCCGUUGCUCGACCAUUUCUGAUCCCUGCUCUGGUGGAAAGCGAAUCGCAAGUUCGCCGGUUGUCAGUGGUCUCGUCGUUGCUUCGAUCUCGCUACAUGUCUCUCAAGCAGCAGCUGACGGGAGCACAACUCAAAGCGCAGGAAAACCUUCAUGUUGUGCCCCAACUCAAGAACCUCAGACUUGGCAACCCCCUGCAUUCCACCAAGCCCCUAGCUGCCCGACCAUCUUCAUCGGCUUCUCCCACUUUCCCUGACGUGAUGAUUAUCAAACACUUCUUCCCUCGUCAUCUGGUUAUCCAAGCAAAAGUGAAACACACUCUGGAAGGCCGAUCAUUGGGUGAUGUCACCUUUGUUGUGGCAGAAUCGUCAGAGGAAGCCAUCCAACCGUCCUUGCAGGUACCUCUCAAGGUUUUGCCAUAUGACGUGCAAGGAAGCACUUGGUGCGUUUUGAGUGCUUCCCCACAACGAAUGGAUAGCCUCGCAAUACUUACGUGCGAGCUACGCUACACUGUAUUGGAUGCCGAGGGAACUUCUGGAUUUGCCACGGUGGAAUCAGUUAGUAGUGGUGGCGGAAGAACCUAUGUGGAGGAACUCCAAGAUUUGGAGGUAUACGCAACCCAUUUCCAAUGA